Messenger RNA from Trametes versicolor FP-101664 SS1, 1179 nucleotides. RefSeq lists its product as uncharacterized. The record is from RefSeq and is a predicted model, not a curated record. The coding region runs from base 1 to 1179 and encodes 392 amino acids. Lineage: Eukaryota; Fungi; Basidiomycota; Agaricomycetes; Polyporales; Polyporaceae. The transcript has 6 exons.
AUGAUUCGCCUUACUAUCGAUGCGUGCCUCCGUCUCCGGAAUGCCGCGGACAGCGACAUCCUCGUCGCCCGCCCCUUCGUGCGCGUCCUCGUCAUCGACGACCGUGCCCCCACCCGGGGCGGGGGCCGCCAGGUCUUCGUCACGGACGGCGCGAGCUACGCACACGUCGCUCUCGAGCAGCCCCUCGUCGAGAAGCUCGGCGCCGAGCUGCACAUCGGCUCAGUCCUCAGGCUCCUCGAGGCAUACAGGCUCCCCGCCGACGAUCCCUGCCCCGUCAUGGUCAAGUGCGCCCAGGUCAUGUAUGUGGGCAUGGACGACGUUGAGACGGAUGGCGGUCCCGAGCUCGACGAACCCCUCCUCAAGGUCACGGGCGACGGUCAAGAAUUAAUCCAGAUCAGAAACGAGCGGGACGAGGAGCACCGCCGCCGCUGCCUUCUUGAGUAUGCCAUGAAGAGUGUCUGCAUCGAUCUCGCCCCCGGGCACGAGGGCGCGUACAGCCUCGUGCACGCUGCGCACCUCGCUCAUGGAGUACUCGUGGCUACUACCCUCACUGGCAGUAUCUACAUUCAGAGGCUAGUAGUACUACUGGCAGUCCACACCUCCGACAUCGACAUGAUCUUACUCACGAAGGAUGCUUGCUGUCGCCUCCGCGACGCCGCGGACGACGAGAUCCUCACCGCACGCCCGCUCGUACGCGUUCUCGUCAUCGAGGCCCGUGCCCACAACUGGGGCGGGGGCUACCAGGUCUUCGUCACGGAUGGCCAGGGCUACGCACACAUCGCCAUUGCCCCAGUCCUCGCUCAGAAGCUCGGCAGUGGGCUGCACAUCGGCACCGUCAUCAGGCUACUGCAAGCGACUAGAAACCCAGCCGACGAUCCCUGCUCCGUCAAGGUCGAAUGCGCCGAAAUCACGUACGCGGGCAUGCAUGACGUUGAAACGGACGGCUCUGAGGGUCCCGAGCUGGACGAAGCGCUUAUUAGGGUCACGGGCGAUCGGCAAGAUGUCAUUCAGGCCAGAAACGAGCGGGACGAGGAGCGCCGCCGCCGCCGCCUCCUUGAGUACGUUAUGAAGGUCAUCUGCCGCGACCUCGCUCUCGGGCACAAAGGCGGCAUCCCGCCGCGGUUGGUCGAGAUGAUCAUUGCGAUGCUCAACUCGGACGACUCGGAGCCAACAUCCUAG